This is a messenger RNA of Sus scrofa (pig), 1679 nucleotides long. It is a transcript of the gene ZP4, whose product is annotated as zona pellucida glycoprotein 4. Gene Ontology annotation, molecular function: structural constituent of egg coat; acrosin binding. NCBI's taxonomy places the organism in Eukaryota, Metazoa, Chordata, Mammalia, Artiodactyla, Suidae. Gene Ontology annotation, biological process: binding of sperm to zona pellucida; prevention of polyspermy. The record is from RefSeq and is marked provisional. Gene Ontology annotation, cellular component: egg coat.
UGGAAGUAUCCUGUUCUCCGCAGGCGCUAUGUGGUUGCGGCCGUCCAUCUGGCUCUGCUUUCCGCUGUGUCUUGCUCUGCCAGGCCAGUCUCAGCCCAAAGCAGCAGAUGACCUUGGUGGCCUCUACUGUGGGCCAAGCAGCUUUCAUUUCUCCAUAAAUCUUCUCAGCCAGGACACAGCAACUCCUCCUGCACUGGUGGUUUGGGACAGGCGCGGGCGGCUGCACAAGCUGCAGAAUGACUCUGGCUGUGGCACGUGGGUCCACAAGGGCCCAGGCAGCUCCAUGGGAGUGGAAGCAUCCUACAGAGGCUGCUAUGUGACUGAGUGGGACUCUCACUACCUCAUGCCCAUUGGACUUGAAGAAGCAGAUGCAGGUGGACACAGAACAGUCACAGAGACGAAACUGUUUAAGUGCCCUGUGGAUUUCCUAGCUCUUGAUGUUCCAACCAUUGGCCUUUGUGAUGCUGUCCCAGUGUGGGACCGAUUGCCAUGUGCUCCUCCACCCAUCACUCAAGGAGAAUGCAAGCAGCUUGGCUGCUGCUACAACUCGGAAGAGGUCCCUUCUUGUUACUAUGGAAACACAGUGACCUCACGCUGUACCCAAGAUGGCCACUUCUCCAUCGCUGUGUCUCGCAAUGUGACCUCACCUCCACUGCUCUGGGAUUCUGUGCACCUGGCCUUCAGAAAUGACAGUGAAUGUAAACCUGUGAUGGAAACACACACUUUUGUCCUCUUCCGGUUUCCAUUUAGUUCCUGUGGGACUGCAAAACGGGUAACUGGGAACCAGGCGGUAUAUGAAAAUGAGCUGGUAGCAGCUCGGGAUGUGAGGACUUGGAGCCAUGGUUCUAUUACCCGAGACAGCAUCUUCAGGCUUCGAGUCAGUUGUAUCUACUCUGUAAGUAGCAGUGCUCUCCCAGUUAACAUCCAGGUUUUCACUCUCCCACCACCGCUUCCGGAGACCCACCCUGGACCUCUUACUCUGGAGCUUCAGAUUGCCAAAGAUGAACGCUAUGGCUCCUACUACAAUGCUAGUGACUACCCGGUGGUGAAAUUGCUUCGGGAGCCCAUCUAUGUGGAGGUCUCUAUCCGUCACCGAACAGACCCCAGUCUCGGGCUGCACCUGCACCAGUGCUGGGCCACACCCGGCAUGAGCCCCCUGCUCCAGCCACAGUGGCCCAUGCUAGUCAAUGGAUGCCCCUACACUGGAGACAACUACCAGACCAAACUGAUCCCUGUCCAGAAAGCUUCAAACCUGCUAUUUCCUUCUCACUACCAGCGUUUCAGUGUUUCCACCUUCAGUUUUGUGGACUCUGUGGCAAAGCAGGCACUCAAGGGACCGGUGUAUCUGCAUUGCACUGCAUCGGUCUGCAAGCCUGCAGGGGCACCGAUCUGUGUGACAACCUGUCCUGCUGCCAGACGAAGAAGAAGUUCUGACAUCCAUUUUCAGAAUGGCACUGCUAGCAUUUCUAGCAAGGGUCCCAUGAUUCUACUCCAAGCCACUCGGGACUCUUCAGAAAGGCUCCAUAAAUACUCAAGGCCUCCUGUAGACUCCCAUGCUCUGUGGGUGGCUGGCCUCUUGGGAAGCUUAAUUAUUGGAGCCUUGUUAGUGUCCUACCUGGUCUUCAGGAAAUGGAGAUGAGUUACUCAGACCAAAUGUGUCAAUAAAACCAAUAAAACAA